Molecule: messenger RNA, 3851 nt
Organism: Nomia melanderi (Alkali bee)
Lineage: Eukaryota; Metazoa; Arthropoda; Insecta; Hymenoptera; Halictidae
Gene: ValRS
Product: Valyl-tRNA synthetase
Biological process (GO): valyl-tRNA aminoacylation
Cellular component (GO): cytosol
Molecular function (GO): valine-tRNA ligase activity; aminoacyl-tRNA deacylase activity; ATP binding
Source: RefSeq, a predicted model, not a curated record
AUUUUUUUCUAAGAGAAAAAUUUUAUUAUUUUCUUUAAAUAUUUACAAGACAAAUGUCUCGUUUCGCGUUGUGUUUCAUGUUUAUUAAAAAAAUACACUAAAAUGCGAAUUAUUGGGAAAACACGUUUCUUCUCUUUGACCCUCUUAUUCAUUGGCAAACACUCAAUAAUUUGACGAUAAAGGUAAAAGCGCAUGGUUGGCGUUGUAACCUUUCAAAUUGUGUCGUCAGUCCACGUCUCGCAUGCGAAAUAAGAUUGUCGGGAAGAAACCGCAACUGCUGAUAAAAUGGUCGAUAUGAAAGACGGAGAUAUGAACGGAGAAACCGGGACUCCCCUGAAGACUCCGAAACAAUUGCAGAAAGAGGCGAAGAAAUUAGCGAAACUCGAGAAGUUCAAGCAGAAGCAGGAGAAGAAAGAGAGUAGCGAUAAAACGGCGAAAGUGAAAGAAAAGAAUGAAAAAAAUGAAAAGAAAAAGGAUACAAAGGAAUCAGCUGUGUACAAUAUCGAUACACCUCCAGGAGAUAAAAAAGAUGUUACCUGUGCUAUGCCAGACACAUAUAGUCCAAGUUAUGUCGAGGCUGCCUGGUACGCGUGGUGGGAAAAACAGGGUUUUUUUAAACCGGAAUACAGUAGGAAAAACAUAUUGGAACCAAAUCCUAAAGGCAAGUUCAUUAUGGUGAUACCACCACCCAAUGUUACUGGCUUUCUUCAUCUUGGACAUGCUUUAACAAAUGCCGUUGAAGAUGCUAUUACAAGAUGGAAUCGUAUGAAAGGACGUACAACAUUGUGGAAUCCAGGUUGCGAUCAUGCAGGUAUAGCUACUCAAGUGGUUGUUGAAAAGAAACUGUGGAAGGAAGAGCAAAAGACGCGUCACGAUAUAGGAAGAGAAAACUUUAUAGAAAAAGUUUGGAAAUGGAAGGAAGAAAAAGGGAAUAGAAUAUAUUUGCAGUUAAAGAAAUUGGGUGGUUCGUUCGAUUGGGAUCGCGCUUGUUUCACCAUGGACCCAAAAUUGUGUCGCGCCGUUACAGAAGCGUUCAUUAGAUUACACGACGAAGGUGUAAUUUACAGAAGUAACCGUCUGGUUAACUGGUCUUGCUCUUUAAAGAGUGCUAUCUCCGAUAUAGAAGUCGAUAAAGUAGAAUUGUCAGGUCGGACGUUACUUUCAAUACCCGGAUAUCAAGAAAAAGUGGAAUUCGGUGUAUUGGUAUUAUUCGCUUACGAAGUAAUUGAUACCGAGGAAAGAAUAAUUGUGGCUACUACUCGCGUUGAAACCAUGUUAGGAGAUACCGCCAUUGCUGUGCACCCACAGGAUAGUAGAUACACUCAGCUUAUUGGAAAAUACGUGCAGCAUCCGUUCUGUGACAGGAAAUUACCUAUCGUCGCCGAUGAAUACGUUGAAAGAGAAUUUGGGACAGGCGCUGUAAAAAUUACACCAGCCCACGAUCUGAACGAUUACGAAUUAGGCAAAAGGCAUAACUUACCGUUCAUUACCAUUUUCGACGACAAUGGGAAUAUUAUCGGUGACUACGGGCAAUUCACGGGAAUGAAACGAUUUCACGCUAGAGCGGCAAUUAUAAAAGAAUUGACAGCUCGAAACUUAUUCGUUGAAAUUAAAGACAACCCUAUGGUGGUGCCAAUAUGCAGUAGAUCUAAAGAUGUUGUCGAGCCAUUGAUGAAACCUCAGUGGUACGUAAGAUGCAAUGAAAUGGCAGCGAAAGCAAUGGAAGCGGUCCAAACUGGCGAAUUAAAAAUUAUUCCAGAUCAGUAUAAAAAAAUCUGGUAUCACUGGAUGGAAAAUAUCCGAGAUUGGUGUAUCUCGCGUCAAUUGUGGUGGGGUCAUCGUAUCCCCGCGUACUUGGUUAAAGUGCUCGAUGGUGAGACAGGUGUUCAGUCGAACAAUGACUUCUGGGUGAGUGCACGAUCGGAAAGCGAAGCCAAGGAGAAAGCAGCUGAAAGGUUGAACGCAACCGUGGAUAAUAUAACCGUCGAACAAGAUCCCGAUGUGCUGGACACGUGGUUCUCCUCUGGUCUAUUUCCAUUCUCGAUAUUCGGAUGGCCGGACCAGACCGAAGAGCUCGAAGCUUUUUAUCCUGGCACGUUGCUGGAAACGGGGCACGAUAUAUUAUUCUUCUGGGUAGCGAGAAUGGUAUUCCUUGGGCAGAAGUUGCUAGGAAAGUUGCCAUUCAAAGAGGUAUACCUGCACGCAAUGGUGCGAGACGCGCACGGACGGAAAAUGAGCAAGUCUCUGGGAAACGUGAUAGACCCGAUGAACGUGAUCACCGGAAUAUCCUUGGAGGAUCUCCACAAGCAACUGAUGGACUCUAAUCUGGACCCGAAAGAAUUGAAACGCGCUAUGGAAGGGCAGAAACGCGAUUACCCGCAGGGCAUUCCCGAAUGCGGCACGGACGCGUUGAGGUUCGCUUUGUGCGCGUACACGACCCAGGGCCGUGACAUCAAUCUGGACAUCCUCCGGGUGCAAGGGUACAGAUUCUUCUGCAACAAGAUCUGGAACGCGAUGAAAUUCUCUCUCGCGUAUCUCGACUCUAACUUCAACGACGUUCGAUCGACGAAUCGUAAUAACGUAGAAAAUAGUAGACACAUGUUAGACGACAACGAAUGGUACAAAUGCACCUUGAGGGAAACGUGCGUGCAAGACGCUUUGAAUAAUUAUUUAACCGAUUACCCGUAUAUAGGUGGAUACACGGCGUCGCAGAUCGACGCGAAAGUUUACCAGGCUUUCGCCGAACUGGACGUCGACGUCGCGAGAUAUCCGCAUUUGCAUCGUUGGUACAGGCACAUCGCCUCGUACAGCGAACAAGAACAGUCUUCGUUCCGCGUGGAACAACGGGAAAUCCUACCUCGGUGCGCUUGCACGAUUCGCGGUAGUCGCGAUAGCGAUAAACGCUUGCUCGGCACCGAGACAAACGUUGACCUGUGGAUGCUCUCUCGCGUGAGUUACGCCGCGAAGACCUGCGACGAGGCGAUGGCGCAGUACGACUUCACAGCGGCUACGACCGCCUGUUACAAUCUCUGGUUGUACGACUUGUGCGACGUUUACUUAGAGUAUUUGAAGCCAGUGUUUCAGAACACCGACGACCAGAAGAAACACGCGGCGAGGGGAACCUUGUUCAGAACGCUGGACGUAGCUCUAAGAUUACUGUCCCCGUUCAUGCCAUUCAUCACGGAGGAACUGUAUCAACGCUUACCUCGCGAAACGCAACUUCAUCCCAGUAUUUGCGUCAGCCCGUAUCCGGAAGAGUCCGAGUGCCCGUGGAGGAAUCCGGAAAUCGAGAAGGAGGUUGAAUUUACGAACAAAAUGAUAAAGAGCAUCAGAUCCACGCGCGCCGCGUACAAUUUACCAAAUAAAACGAAAACCGAAGCGUUCCUCGUCUGUGCCGACCAGAGUUUAAAAGAGAAGCUCCUCGACUAUCAGUUAUUGAUAGAGACGCUUGCUUACUCGACAGUACGUACAAAUGAACCCCCAGCAGGAUGCGCUAUCGUCACAGUGUCGGACAAGGUUCAAGUGCAUCUGGUAUUAAAGGGUUUAAUCGAUCCAAAGAAAGAGUUGGAGAAGCUCUGCAGAAAGGAAGAGCAGUUGACGGAUGUUAUACAGAAAAUGAAGCAAGCUAUGAAAGUUCCUGAUUACAAUGUUCGAGUGCCUUUGGACAUUCAAAACAGUAAUAAAGAAAAGGUGUUGAACAGCGAGGGAGAAUUGCAGCAAAUCACCGAAGCGAUCGCGAUUUUGAGAACGAUGUAACACAUUAUUAGUUUCUUCUUAUUUAUUUAGUUACUGUAUAUUUCACGGAGAAAACAUAAUUGACGAUUUUGUCAUUCGAUAGCUAAUUUUAUAGA